UUAGUUGAUAACGAGUUAUACUCCUUGGAAAGAGAUAAAGUGUGCGUCGCGACGUUAGUUAACUGACCUGCGCGUGCCAAACACUUUGCUAAAAGCACCGACGACUUGAACUUUAGUCGCGUUUAGGGUACGCAGUUCACCGCCAAUCGUGCACUCCGGAAGCUGUCAAAAGCUCUCACUCCGGAACCGGAUCCUCUCUCACCGUCAGCGGAAUUUCAACGAGCGCGCGUACAUUCUUUAAUCGCUACCGGUCCAAAACGCAGCUGGGACUUCGUUCGCGUUUUAAUUAUUUAUUAAAACAAAAAUUAGUUAGUAGAAUGUCUUUGUUAUAUUCGAGCGAUUCGCCGGGAAAUUUGUUGUGUUGGAAUUCGAGUGAAUGGAGUUGCACGAUAUGUCCCUGGCUGAAUGAUACAACUUGGCAUGAAGAGCCGCAUAUCGAAAUAUUAAGACGAUACUCUUAUGGAAUUGUUUUGCCGACAAUCUGUUGCCUGGGAAUUUUCGGAAACAUCCUUAAUUUGGUUGUGCUCACUAGACGAAAUAUGAGAGGAACCGCCUACAUCUAUAUGAGAGGAUAUUCCGCGGCAGCCCUUUUGGCAAUCUUAUUUGCGAUCCCGUUUGCGUGGCGAGUGCUGAUUCAUAGAGACCGGGGACGAUGGGAAAACAUCUCUUUAGCUUUCUAUCAUGCCCAUUUGGAACUUUUUCUAGGCAACGGAUGCUUGGGAGUGGGCGUCAUAAUGCUUUUGGCAUUGACCGUCGAAAGAUACGUGAGCGUCUGUCAUCCCGGUCAUGCACGACCUGUUCUUGGAUCGCCCCACAGGGCAGUUGCCAUCAUCCCCAUUGCAACAUUUAUCCUCUAUCUUCCAGCAAUAUUUAGAAGUCGCGUCAUAUCAUGUCGGGUUUAUCCGACUGGUCAAUCGCUAUAUCAGCGUCAAGAUGUACCCGAAAUAGUUGAGCACCCUCUGUAUAGCGCCUACACCGUGGUAUUGGAAUUGUUGUUCAAAGUGGUCCCCAUCGUUUUGUUGGCCAUAUUAAAUUUGCGUAUUCUAAUCGUGUAUCGCCGUUCGUGUGAAAAAAGACGAAGAAUGACAUUAAGUCGGGCCAGUAAUGGGGAGGAUGACUCUAGAAAAUUCGCCGAAGAACGACGUCUGGUCAUGUUAUUGGGGUCAACUAGCGUCCUCUUCCUAGUUUGCGUCUCACCCAUGGUCAUAUUAAACAUUACCCUAUCGGAUUCGAACUUAACAAGAUACCCGUAUCAGGUAUUUCGAGCUUUGGCCAAUUUAUUAGAGAUAACGAAUUAUUCGAUCACGUUUUAUAUCUACUGCAUGUUUUCCGAAGAUUUCCGAAAUACUUUGCUCAGAACCCUACGCUGCGCCGAAAACCAUCCCCGAAGGGGUUUCAUUAUGGUACCGGCCUCUACAGGAACAACCACUAUCACCCAUCACAAGAGCUUGGUGUGAUAUAAACCCUCAGCAAUAUCACUUUCGGCUGCUCCACUUUCAACUCCAGUAUAAAAACGAACAAAAAAACACGAGAAAUCAGAAAAGUCCGAAGUGACAACCAAUGGCGACUGAUAUUGUAUGUAAUACACGAUACUACUUAAAAAAUAAAUAACUGAUAAGGGAAAGAAACGCUAUAAAAAAGAGUUAAACUAUUAUACAUGCAUAUGUGUGUAUAUGUUUAAUAGUAAAUGAAUGUUAAUGAAUAGCAUAAAUUGUUAAAUAGGUAUCAUAUAUUGCGUAAGAUGUCAAAUACUUUUUAUUUCUAAAAGGGUUAAAUUUCAGCUCGAUCUCUUAAAAUUUUUAACCAAAGCGUUCCUAAGAAACAUUCGAUUAGAAAAAUGACUACACAGACUGAAUAUUAUUGUUUAUAUUUUAUUAAUUGUAACAGCAUUGUACGUAAUUAGCAGUAAGUAUAAGAAAAAUAUGAUUGCAAUUUAACUUAAAUUUUGAAUAAUUUAUUACGGUAUCUUCCAUUGAUGUCUAUCACGACAACAUCCGGAAUAAGAGCAUACUGAAAGAAGAUACCCUAAUAAAUUACAACAUCCUCUUCGAAAAAGCAUUAGGAACUGAAUAAGAUAUCGAAAUCAGCAUUAGUAUUAAUACGAUUCACACUUCUGACGAGAUUUCAAAUUUCAAAUACCUAACGAUCACCAAGUAAUUAUGCGACUGAAUAAAAAAAUUAAAAGGCAUAAACAAAGCAAAUUAUAAAUAACUCCCAAACGUACACCACAAUUACCUGCUCUAAAUAUAUUGUUACAUGUAAAACAAUAUAUGUAUGUACAUAUGUAUCUUAAAGACCUUAAGAUAGCGUAAGCAUAUCUAACGCUUAAUAUCAAUUGACAAUUGAUUUUCCUAUUACCUAAUUUAAGAUCAUGUAUAUUAUUAUAGGUAUGUACGUACAUUUUCAAUAAAAGAAAAGCGUAUAUAUAUUAAAUCGUAAAUCCGACCCCUUCCCCGUCUAUAAAAUGUAAUAUAAUAACAAUGUUAUCUGAUCGUAAGAAACUGUAAUUGUCAAUCCCAUAAGAAUAAAUGUUUCUACCAUUUCGCAACUUAUUUCUAAUUUAUCUUACCUAAUUAAUUAGUAGA
Agrilus planipennis (emerald ash borer) is the source of this 2585-nucleotide messenger RNA. Its product is annotated as probable G-protein coupled receptor B0563.6. Gene Ontology annotation, cellular component: membrane. The coding region runs from base 318 to 1457 and encodes 379 amino acids. Gene Ontology annotation, molecular function: G protein-coupled receptor activity. The record is from RefSeq and is a predicted model, not a curated record. The transcript has 5 exons. Gene Ontology annotation, biological process: G protein-coupled receptor signaling pathway. Lineage: Eukaryota; Metazoa; Arthropoda; Insecta; Coleoptera; Buprestidae.